AUGGAGACUAGUCCAGCGUUCCUCAGAUAUGCGAGUCCCAAUGAGAUGCGGACGAUAGCCCGCGAGGAUGUUGGAUAUUAUCACGCUGUAGUUAUUGGCGCAGUGUACGAAUUUACCGAAGAGAUCAACAUCAAGUCUCCGUCCACAUACUUCCACGCUCUUAGACGGUGCAUUGAAGAGCAUCCCUUCUUCUGUGUUACCGUUGGUGACAGAAACACCGAAAAAGCUUACUAUGAGCGCGUGCCAAGCAUCAAUUUUGAGGAACAUAUCUCCAUUGUCCAAGACCCAGAGAUUGGGACCGACCACUUGGAAGCUAUUGGAAGAUCAGUCGAACCAGAGUUGGACCGUCCAUUUGUCUCGGGCAUCCCUCCUUGGAGAAUCGUGGUCCUUCCUCUGAGUCCAACCCAGUGCCAUCUCGCCUUCGCUUUCUCACACUCUAUCAGCGAUGGAAUCGCUGGAGUAGCUUUCCAUAAAUCCUUUUUGGAGGGGUUGAGAGAGACACCCGCAACUGAUCCAUCGUCUACCAUUGCGCCACCAAAGAAACCUUUACCUGAACCAUUCGACACUCCUGAGAGACUCACGAUCUCGUGGUCGUACUUGCUAGCACCCUUUCUUGCCCAAUACAUGCCAUACUUCCUUGUCAAAAUGCUCGGCAUCCGUGUCUCAGCCUCUUAUGUCAAUAAGGGGACGUGGACGGCGGGGCCUAUCUUUUUUGACGCCAAAACAAACCAGAAUAAGCUCAAGAUCAGACAGAUUGAAGCGUCCCAGGUCAACAAAGUUGUGCAGCUUGCAAGGGCUCACGAUGCUAGAUUGACGGCAAUCUUUGAGCAGAUUUUCGUCCGCGCACUAAGUAAGGCCGUUAAAGACAACAACGUCACGAACUUUGUGGGCCAAACAGCGAUAAAUAUGAGAAACUCAAUCGGAAUGUCCAAUGACGUGGCGACUGAGGCAGUAUCUGGCUGUUAUACUAUUCACGCCCGCAGCGAAGCGACUGGUCCUUUGACAGAACUGGAAUGGAAAUCAGCGAGGGAAGCCACCAAAGAAUUCGCAAACGCUGCGGUGAAACUUGACGACAACCCCAUCGGUCUGUUACGAUACGUCUCCAGCAUAAGAGGAUGGACUCUUGGCAAGAUUGGCAAGAAGCGGGACUCUUCAUACGGACUCAGCAAUGUGGGCGUUUUUGACAGAGAUGGUAGUAAUAUGGUGGGAAAAAACAAGGUCAGGGUGACCAAAAUGACCUUUGCGCAGCCUGGCCAAGUUGGAGGGUGCCCGAUUUCCAUUAACGUAGCAUCAGUCAAGGGAGGUCAUUUGGUAUAUACCGUUACGUGGCAGUCCGGCGCUCUGGGGCUUGGUGGUGAUGAGGACGAGAUCGUGAAUGAGAUCUGCGAUAACCUCGCGCAGGGAUUCAACGAUAUUGCUUAA
This is a messenger RNA of Fusarium poae, 1422 nucleotides long. RefSeq lists its product as uncharacterized. Gene Ontology annotation, molecular function: N-acetyltransferase activity. The coding region runs from base 1 to 1422 and encodes 473 amino acids. The record is from RefSeq and is a predicted model, not a curated record. Lineage: Eukaryota; Fungi; Ascomycota; Sordariomycetes; Hypocreales; Nectriaceae. The transcript has 2 exons.